AUGCACGUUACUCUCGCCGUCGAUGAUGACAUAAUACAGGCCAUUCACGCCCCGGCUCUCGCCUCUCUAGCUCUCGAACAUCGCCGAGUGGACCUACUGCGUGCAGCCCGUUACCACUACUCCAAAGCCUUGACUCGGACAAACCAAGAUCUAAGCGAUCCUAAAGUAGCCAUACUCGACAAGACCCUUCUCCGUGUGCUGUUGCUCUCAACUUUCGAGGGAUUAGUCUUCGAAGGUCGAGGUUCAACGAGGAACUGGGAACUCCACGUGCAAGGUUCAUUAAGGCUCUUGGUGAUGCGAGGAAGGCAACAAUUCCAGACUGAAUUCGGGCGCAGACUGUUCCACCAUACCGCCAUCAAUGUGUUGACAAAUUGCAUAAUGCAAUCAAGCCCGAUAGCAGACGAUUUCUUGGAACUCUUCGAUUAUGCCCUUUCUGGCGAGUCGGGACUCGACAUAUCGAGGACUCGCAUGAUUGGAUUCGUCUGUCAAUUCGCUAAACUGUCUGAUACCAGAAAAGGCAUGUUGGCGACGGAAUUUGUGAGGGAGUGUAUGGACCUUGACCAAAAGGCCGUCGAGUUUAUCGAUACAUUCUUCAAAGAAUUGCCGUAUGAGAUCAUCAAUGUCACGUCCGAGGAAGACCGACAGAAUGCUCCUGGCACAGAUAUCUGCGCUUACAAAGAUACUAUACACAGAUAUCAGUCUCAACAGUCAGCUCGUGUCUACAACACCGCUAGGCUCAUGCGAUUGACAGUCAAAGAGUGGAUAUACAGCGUCUUCGAUCGGAAUCCCCAUCAAGUCAUCCUCGAUGAACCCGACGAAGAUGACCCCUUUAAAGCCACCUGGAGCCAGCUUCCCAUCAAGGCCGCACUGCAAGCCAGCGAUGUAAUUGACGACAUGCUAGCUAGUGUGCCAUACUCGCUAGAGCUGCUGAAUACACCGUUCCGAACAGCUUCACGAUAUGUGGUCUGGCCACUUGCAAACGCUGCAGGAUCUGAAGUUUGUCCUCCACCUGCGAGGCUGUAUAUCAUCGAUCGGCUGAAAGAGCUGGCUGUCAAAGCAAACCUUGACCAGGCUAUGCAAGCGGCGAAUAUGUUGGAGGAGAGAGUGCCGUUAGAGGACUGGCAAGUUAGCCUUGAUGGUAAAUGGUAUGUCGGUAUGCUAAUGACUCUUUGA
Fusarium mangiferae is the source of this 1173-nucleotide messenger RNA. RefSeq lists its product as uncharacterized. NCBI's taxonomy places the organism in Eukaryota, Fungi, Ascomycota, Sordariomycetes, Hypocreales, Nectriaceae. The record is from RefSeq and is a predicted model, not a curated record. The coding region runs from base 1 to 1173 and encodes 390 amino acids. The transcript has a single exon.